AUGGAGAUGAAGAGGACUGUGGUUCCAGGCUCUUGUGGUGCUGUUCAGCGAGUGGAGGUGGCCACUGGUGUCAAAUGUGCUAGAACUGAUUUGUGCCAGGCCUUUGAAAAGGAAUCACUCUAUCAAGCAAUUUACUCCAACUUCAGUCUCCUCCAAAAGCGGAUUAUACUAGGUGUAAAUCAGAGUGUGGGUAACUAUUAUGGAACACCCAAACCUCCCAGCCAAUCCCUCAGUGGGAAAGUGAAUAAUGCUGAUGCUUUGCAAAAUCUCCCCUCAAGUUCCAAGCAGACAACUCCCAAACGAACCAAGUCCUACAAUGAUAUGCAAAAUGCUGGUUUAGUACAUGCAGAGAAUGAAGAGGAUGACUCCCCUGAAAUGAACAGUAGCUUUACAGCAGACUCUGGUGAACAAGACGACCACAAUAUACACAGUACGAGAGAUGCAGCUCUCCCGUCUCUGAAUAGUAGCAUCACCAUUGUUCCCAUCACGGAACCAUCUGAGAAGCUCCCUCAAUACCUACCUCCUUGUGCAGAGGAAGCCUUGGGUCCUCUGCCUGAAAACUGGGAGAUGGCUUAUACAGAGAAUGGAGAAGUCUACUUUAUAGAUCAUAAUACUAAAACAACGUCUUGGCUAGACCCAAGGUGCCUGAACAAACAGCAAAAGCCUCUAGAAGAAUGUGAAGAUGAUG
Protobothrops mucrosquamatus (brown spotted pit viper) is the source of this 688-nucleotide messenger RNA. Its product is annotated as membrane-associated guanylate kinase, WW and PDZ domain-containing protein 1. Gene Ontology annotation, cellular component: cytoplasm. Gene Ontology annotation, molecular function: protein binding. Gene Ontology annotation, biological process: signal transduction. Lineage: Eukaryota; Metazoa; Chordata; Lepidosauria; Squamata; Viperidae. The record is from RefSeq and is a predicted model, not a curated record. The transcript has 5 exons. The annotation marks the transcript as partial.